AAUAUAUCUGAACCCUUACUUUAUAAUAAAGUUUCUACAUCCUCUUCCCUUAUGAACAAUUGCCAAGCAUGUUGGAUUCCAACUUCCAUCCGCAUGUCUCACUCCUCAUCCUCUUUUCCUUACCGUUGCUCGUUCCAUCGAGAAAGACUCCCGUCUUGAAUCACGAUUCUUCACAGGCAAACGUGAUAUGUGGAAGGUAUAGCUAUGGGUCGGCGAGACUCCAGAGGUUUAUUGAUGCUGAAAGGGGAUGCAACAUCAGUGGAAUAUCGAAACUCAAGGAGUAUUUUCAUCGAUUUGGAUACCUCCCACUGAAGAAUGAUAGUCUCUCCGAUCUGUUCGACAUGGAAUUCGAAUUUGCUGUCUCACAGUAUCAGAAAAAGUUUGGCUUGCCUGUCACUGCUAAGCUCGAUGUUGACACACUCAACCAAAUAGCUACCCCUAGGUGUGGUGAACCGGACAGAGUUGGUAAGUUCGUCCAUUUGACUGAAAACUACGUAUAUUUUACGGGGAAACCUAAAUGGUCGCGCGAGAAACCAAUCACAUUGACUUAUGCAUUCUCGCCGCAAAAUUUGAUUGACUACUUGAGCCUGCAGGACAUCAGAAGCGUAUUCAAACGUGCAUUCUCUAGGUGGGCAUCAGUCGUUCCCAUUACUUUUGUGGAGACUACUGACUACGGCUUUGCCGACAUUAGAAUAGGGUUUUAUGCUGGUGAUCAUGGAGAUGGGGAACCGUUUGAUGGAGUGCUAGGGAUCCUGGCACACUCUUUCUCUCCCGAGAACGGGAAGUUGCACCUCGACGCUGCCGAGAGGUGGGCCAUCGAUUUUGGGUCGGAGCAAUCGAAGGUGGCUGUGGAUUUGGAGUCAGUCGCGGUGCAUGAGAUAGGGCACUUGCUAGGAUUGGCUCAUACUUCAGUGAAAGGGGCUGUCAUGUACCCAAGCUUGAAGCCUAGAGAGAGAAGGGUGGAUCUUACCCUUGAUGACGUGAAGGGAGCUCAAUCACUUUAUGGAUCAAAACAUAAUUUCAAGGAUGGGUCAUUAUUAGUGUCUGACAGUACUUCUACUAAUGAGGCAGCUAAUAAUUUAGCUGGGGCUCAUGUCUUAGGGACCAACUGGAAAUCACCAAACUUUGGUUACUUCUUUAUGCUUCUAGGGCUAAGCAUGAUGCUGGUAAUCUAAAAGUUAGUUGUGCAAUGGAAUCUCCAAAUUCAAACUUUCAAUCAUGCUCAAAAUGGAAUUUCAUCGGUGAAACUAGAGGGCCCAUUCAGACAUUGACUUGACCCUAACCACAAAGUACUUUCAGUGAGUUUCGAAUCCUUGCAUAUAAUAGAUAAAAUCUUUUCACUGAGAGCUCGACCUUGAUCUACAUUCUCAUAGUUGUAUACACAUUUGAAUUUACACUAUACAUCGGUACAACCAUAUGAUCCGUA
Molecule: messenger RNA, 1426 nt
Organism: Punica granatum (pomegranate)
Lineage: Eukaryota; Viridiplantae; Streptophyta; Magnoliopsida; Myrtales; Lythraceae
Source: RefSeq, a predicted model, not a curated record